GCGUACAUCUCUGCGGCCACCAACCGCUUCAGUCAUGCAGCGGCAUUGUCGCCAGAUUCGACUACUGUAGUCUUCGCAGCUGGUUCCCUCGUUGCGCUUUGGGACAUCGACGACGCGAAUGAUAAUGGCGUGCACGAGACGCUUCCGGGCCACGAGGGUACUGUGACUUGCCUGCGGUUCCUUCGAAACGAUUUCUUCCUCAGUGCAGACGACAAAGGUGCAGUCCGGGCAUGGCACCGGGCUGAGGGAAGGUGGAUGUGUACAGUCGCUAUUCAAGCGCAUAGCAGACCUAUUUCUGCUCUUGCUGUAUGCGACAACCUCGUGGCGACGGGCAGUUCAGACUCCUCGGUGAAGAUCUGGAACAUCAGACAAGGAGCUGAAAGAGAUGAGUUCGAGGAACGUCAAACCAUCUCUUUGUCAGGUCGGUAUCCGCUUGCCGUUGUAAUGACUACGCUACCGCACUCAAAAGCAAUCAUUCUUGCCAUCGGGGGCACUGACAGGAACGUGAAUAUUUGGACACGGUCGGAAAAUCUUUUCGUUCGCUCAGCUACCCUUCCUGGUCAUGAGGACUGGGUGCGAGCCCUCGCUUUCCGUUCACCUUUGUCAUCGGACGGAGCAGCCAACGACGAUCCGCUCGUACUUGCGUCUGGUUCACAGGAUGGUACUAUCCGAUUGUGGAACAUCGAACCUUUAGUGAAAUCUGCGUCCAGCACCAAUGAUCACCACGUGAAUGACAGUGGCUCGACAGAUGAGCUCCUUGACGCUUUCGAAGCGUCCCUCGCAGAUCCUACUGAGGGCGAAGAAGGUGGGCGGCAGAUCACCCUCAAGCGACAUAUUAUCAGUAUUAAAUUCCAAGACACCGGUGUCCAGCAAUAUACUAUCACCUUCGACGCACUACUCAUAGGCCAUGAAGCGGGCGUGACAUCGUUAUUGUGGGCCUCUCAACAGACCAGCACCGGAAAUUAUUUACCGCCGCCAACCUUGCUAUCGACUUCUACAGACUCAUCUUUGAUAUUGUGGUCCCCGAGUGACACCCUCAUCACUUCUUCGUCAAACAGUCCUGCAGCACCGUCCAUAUGGAUAAAUCGCCAGCGCUUCGGUGAUGUUGGUGGUCAGCGUUUGGGAGGGUUUGUCGGCGGUAUCUGGGCACAUACAAGCCAGGGAGACGAGGCAAUGGCGUGGGGGUGGAGUGGUGGAUGGAGACGUUGGCGAUCUGUUCGAAUAGAUAGAGGUAUUGAAGAUGAGUGGAGGGAAGUCGGUGCGAUAGGGGGACACAGGGGCCCCGUAAAAGACGUUGCCUGGAGUCCUGCGGGGGAGUACCUCAUAUCCGUCGGCUUGGACCAAACGACUCGCAUACACGGUGCUUUACACUGCCCAUCUCGUAAGGUCUGGCACGAGGUAGCCCGUCCACAGGUACACGGAUACGAUCUGGUUGGGGUUACCUGGCUUGGUCCAUGGACGUUCGCCAGUGUCGCAGAUGAAAAGGUUGUACGGAUAUUCGAAGCCCCUGGUACUUUUGUAGAGACGGUCAAGUCUCUGGGUGUGGACGGGGUGGUUGAAAGCGAGCAAGAUCGUCCAGUCGCAGCUAGCGUCCCACCUUUAGGGCUGUCCAACAAAGCGACUAGCGAUGCGCCGCCACGCGUGGAUUCGACGAGGUUAGGCAGGCGACCUUUCGAGGGCGAACUCGCAGCCACUACGCUUUGGCCAGAGGUAGAAAAGGUCUUUGGCCACGGAUACGAGUCCAUCACAAUAGCAUCCUCUCGUUCACAUGAAUUAAUUGCCACAGCUUGCCGUGCAUCAUCUCCUCAGCACGCCGUGGUGCGGCUCUAUUCGGCUUCAACAUAUCAAUCAUUCGGUUUGCCACUCGAAGGACACACGUUGACCGUCACACGAAUCGCUUUCAGUCCUGACGAUAAGUACAUCGUGACCGUGAGCCGCGAUCGGACAUGGAGGGCAUUUGUGAGGAAAGACAACGGAUAUGUUUCGGUCGCGAUGGACAAAUCGCAUGCUCGUAUUAUCUGGGAUUGUGCCUGGAGCAGUGAAGGCGACAUCUUCGCCACGGCAUCCAGGGACAAGACAGUUAAAAUCUGGGCGCCCAAGACUACGUCUGAUCGUUGGCCGGCACUCGCUACUUUGAAGUUCAAAGAGGCUGCGACUGCAGUUGCCUUUUGCUCCAUGGAUAACUUGAGCACCAUUGACAGGCAACUCCUUGCUGUCGGCCUUGAGACUGGAGAGAUUUUCAUCUACUCAGGUUCAAAGUCGGGUCCUGACAUAUGGGAGCUUACAUUUGUAGUAGGCAGAGGAACUGCCCACGUCGACCAUAUACACAAGCUUGCCUGGCACUCGACUGAGCAUGAUCACAUCAAGCAACUCGCGUCCUGCAGUGAAGAUGGUACAUUGAAGAUAAUGACUGUCCAGGUAGACAUAGAUUAGAAGUACGUAGAUCCGCAGGAGAAAAACGAGAGUCGAGUGAGGCCAAAAGACAUUUACCAAACACAGCAUAUCGCAGAAGUAGAAAAAAAAAAGAGCGCGCAAGGUAGAUAGUAGUCAAGAAGAGGCGAAAGAAAAAUCUGAUAUACAGUGAGGUAGAGACAUACGGAUCAGGUGAGUUGGUUCAAACCCGGGGUGGAGUCAAUACUAAAACAGUGGUGUUGAGGUGGGUUGAAAUGCGCCGGAUAUAUGGGUAUUGAACAG
Pisolithus orientalis is the source of this 2694-nucleotide messenger RNA. Its product is annotated as quinon protein alcohol dehydrogenase-like superfamily. The annotation marks the transcript as partial. Lineage: Eukaryota; Fungi; Basidiomycota; Agaricomycetes; Boletales; Pisolithaceae. Gene Ontology annotation, biological process: tRNA wobble uridine modification. The transcript is spliced from 15 exons. The record is from RefSeq and is a predicted model, not a curated record. Gene Ontology annotation, molecular function: protein binding. Gene Ontology annotation, cellular component: elongator holoenzyme complex.